Molecule: messenger RNA, 334 nt
Organism: Staurois parvus
Lineage: Eukaryota; Metazoa; Chordata; Amphibia; Anura; Ranidae
Source: the annotation of a GenBank genome assembly
AUGUGCCACUUUCAGGUCUCCUCACACUGCUGGUGGGUUCCAUUUUGUCAUAGGGUGCUGGCAGAUUACGGGCCUCCCAUUGCUGCUGCCAGGCCCGUAAUCUGUCAUGGGCCCCUGUACCGCCUCCUCAUGCUGCUGCCAGGUCCAGAGUGUCUCAUGGGUCCCUGUACGGCCUCCCAUUGCUGCUGUCUCCAUCGCCACACUCUGCCAUGUGCCACUUUCAGGUCUCCUCACACUGCUGGUGGGUUCCAUUUUGUCAUAGGGUGCUGGCAGAUUACGGGCCUCCCAUUGCUGCUGCCAGGCCCGUAAUCUGCCAUGGGCCCCCCGUACCGCC